This is a messenger RNA of Dimorphilus gyrociliatus, 304 nucleotides long. NCBI's taxonomy places the organism in Eukaryota, Metazoa, Annelida, Polychaeta, Dinophilidae. The record is from the annotation of a GenBank genome assembly.
GAUGAACGAAAAUGGAAGAGAAGAUAUCCUGGACAAACAAGAAACUAGUAUUAGGCUCGUACCCAACACAGAAUACAAGGUUAAAGAUUGUAAACAAAAAGUGGACUAUGAAAUCAAUAGAAGAUCCUCUACAGAGAAUAGUCCAGAUUAUGAAAUAUGGGAAGAUGAUUACUCAUACGAUAAUCGAAAGAGAGCUUGUAUAUCAUCUUCAGAGGAUUUAGAAACAGAAGAAGAAGAAGAGGGAAGAGAAGAAGAAGAAGAAGAAGCAGAGGGAAAAGGUGAAGAUGGAAUAACUGAGAUGUAA